Messenger RNA from Nannospalax galili (Upper Galilee mountains blind mole rat), 1946 nucleotides. It is a transcript of the gene Alkbh1, whose product is annotated as alkB homolog 1, histone H2A dioxygenase. Gene Ontology annotation, biological process: oxidative RNA demethylation. Gene Ontology annotation, cellular component: nucleus; cytoplasm. Lineage: Eukaryota; Metazoa; Chordata; Mammalia; Rodentia; Spalacidae. Gene Ontology annotation, molecular function: broad specificity oxidative DNA demethylase activity; oxidative RNA demethylase activity; ferrous iron binding. The transcript is spliced from 7 exons. The record is from RefSeq and is a predicted model, not a curated record. Bases 1 to 1170 code for a protein of 389 amino acids.
AUGGGGAAGAUGGCGGCUGCCGUCGGGUCCGUGGCCAUGCUGGCGACCGAACCCGGGGAAGACGCCUUCCGGAAACUCUUCCGCUUCUACCGGCAGAGCCUGCCCGGGAGCGCAGACCUGGGAGCGGUCAUCGACUUCUCGGCGGCGCACGCGGCCCGAGGCCCGGGGCCUGGGACUGAAGAGGUGAUCAGAUCUCAGCUCAGUGUGUCCUCAGUCAGUGAGCAUGAUGCCCAUAGAGCAGGACUUCAGCCUGUGAGCAAGUGGCGAGCCUAUGGACUUGAAGGCUACCCUGGGUUUAUUUUUAUCCCAAACCCAUUCCUCCCAGGAUACCAGUGGCACUGGGUGAAACAGUGCCUUAAGCUCUACUCCCAGAAACCCAAUGUAUGUAACCUGGACAAGCACAUGACUAAAGAAGAGACCCAAGAUUUGUGGGAACAGAGCAAAGAGUUCUUGAGGUAUAAAGAAGUGAAUAAACGAGGACCCCGAAGUCUACUAGAGAAACUGCGCUGGGUGACCCUGGGCUACCAUUAUAACUGGGAUAAUAAGAAAUACUCAGCAGAUCAUUAUACACCUUUCCCUUCUGACCUGGCUUUCCUCUCAGAGCAAGUAGCAGCUGCCUGUGGAUUUCAAGGUUUCCGAGCAGAAGCAGGUAUUCUGAAUUACUACCGCCUAGACUCCACCCUGGGGAUCCAUGUGGACAGAUCAGAACUAGAUCACUCCAAACCCUUGCUGUCAUUCAGCUUUGGACAGUCUGCCAUCUUUCUCCUGGGCGGCCUCAAAAGAGAUGAGGCCCCCACAGCCAUGUUUAUGCACAGUGGUGACAUCAUGGUAAUGUCGGGUUUCAGCCGCCUAUUGAACCAUGCUGUUCCUCGUGUCUUUCCACAUCCUGAUGGGGAAGGCUUACCUCCCUGCCUAGAGACCACUCUCCCCGCUGACCUCCCCAGAGAUUCACUGAUUGAGCCCUGUUCUACAGAGGACUGGCAGGUGUGUGCCGCCUACUUGAAAACUGCUCGUGUUAACAUGACUGUUCGACAGGUACUGGCCACAGACCAGGACUUUCCUUUAGAACCCAUGGAGGAGACAAAGAGAGACAUCACCGCUGAUGGUUCAUGCCAUCGGGAUGACCAGAGUGGUCCAUUAAAACGGGCGAGGCUAAAUCCUGACAGCUGAGACUUGGAGGUUCCAUUCUUUCACUCAGGCAGAACUCAUUGUUGAUCUCACUGCUGCCUUGGACUGCUUACAGUUUGCUCAGAGAAGUGUUUGACUAGGCCCAUUUCUGGUUAGAUAGAGGUAGGUAUGUGUGUUGGUCGUACCAAGGCCUUAUGUUAAUCCACAGAUUUCUCAGUCUCUGCCGUUACCUCUGAGGGAGGUAGAAGAGAGUGUACAUGUCUGUGCAGUGUGAAUACCUCCAAUUUUAUUAAUAGGAAAUCCAGUAAUCCUGUGGCCUCGACAGUUUGUGGUUCUGUAAACCAGCCAUUAGAAACUUCCUACCCUCUAGUCAUCAUCAAAUUCUUUGAGCUUUUCAUUCUUCUCUCUCACAGAGGAAUCUUCAAAUGUGGGUAGAAUGCUUGCCUAGCGUGCACAAAGCCCUGGGUUCGAUACCCAGCACCACAUGAACCCAGUGUGGUGGUGCUUGCCUGUUAUCCCAGCACUCCAGAGUAGAGGAUCAGAAGUUCAAGGUCAUCUUCAGCCACAUAACAAGAGGCAACCUGACCUACAUGAGAUCAUGUCUACACGAAAAAGUGUUUCCUAAGGAAAAAAACCACAGCCAUCACUUUUGCUGAAAUAUAUGUAAACCAGAGGAAAGAGGAACAAUAGUUUGUUUCUUUUAGGUUUGCAAACUCUCCCUGUUGGCUUUUUAAUAGAUUUUAAUUGUUGAACUAAAAGUCUAUAGGGUGUUCUGUUAACUGUUUUCUCCAUGAAUAAACUCUCAGUUUUAAAUUAAA